ACUCGCCCGCUCUGGCUCCAAGCCUGCCGGGUCAGGUCUCCUCGCUUUUCAGAGUUUUCAGUUGUUUCUCUGGAAUGAGGAACCAGUUCAGGGAGAGAUGGAGGUGAAGAGGGCCUUAAAGGGACUAAUCCAGUCCCUUCGAAUGAUGAUGUAGAAGACCAAGAAAAGAAAAAGACUGGCCCAGGAUCACAGGAUAGUGACACCCUUGACCCAAGCACUUUCCACCAAAACAAUUGUGGGGAAAAUACAAGAACAUUCCCUUUCUUCCAACAGUGGAAAAGAUACUGCUAAGAGGGCUGCUGACUUGUGAAGGAUUUUUGAAGAGGGGAGGAGUGAAGAGGAAGGGGCUGUCACACAUCGGCACACACUCACAUACACAUACGUGCGCUCACAAUCUCACACAGACACCCAGUGGUCCCAGUUCCAGCCUUCGGUGCUCUCCGGACGGGCUGCCCUGGGGUUCUGGUUGUAGCCCUCCUGUCUGGCUGUCUCACUUCUCCUCUCCCUCCCAAAGCCCAGCUGCUGUCAUUUUGUGCCCUGCCAAGGAGGAGGGAACUGCAGUGACAGCAGGAGUGAGAGGCAGGACAGAGUCGUGGGGCCUGGAGAGGGAUGGAGAGAGAGACGCCAAGACCAGGUGACCAGGAGUCCCAGAGAGAGAGCUGAGAAGCAGGUUGAGGGGUGGUGAGAGCCUGGGGGAGAGGCAGGAAGAACCAAGGAGCAGAAAGAGAAGGUUUGUGGGUCACAGAGCCACUCAGCCAUGCUGGGAACAAAGCGACACUGGCCGCCAGGUCCCUCACUCAGCCUGGGGUUGCCUUUGGUCCUCACACUUCUGGCCUUGAGGGCCGGGUGGGCCCAGGAGGGGACAGAACCUGUCCUCCUGGAAGGCGAGUGCCUGGUGGUCUGUGAGCCCGGCAGAGCUGCUGCAGGAGGGCCAGGGGGAGCCGCCCUGGGAGAGGCGCCCCCUGGAAGAGUGGCAUUUGCUGCAGUCCGCAGCCACCACCACGAGCCAGCAGGGGAGAUCGGCAAUGGCACCAGUGGAGCCAUCUACUUCGACCAGGUCCUAGUGAACGAGGGAGGUGGCUUUGACCGCACCUCUGGCUCCUUCGUGGCCCCUGUACGGGGCGUCUACAGCUUCCGGUUCCAUGUGGUGAAGGUGUACAACCGCCAAACUGUCCAGGUGAGUCUGAUGCUGAACACAUGGCCUGUCGUCUCGGCCUUUGCCAACGAUCCAGAUGUGACCCGGGAGGCGGCCACCAGCUCUGUGCUACUGCCCCUGGACCCUGGAGACCGGGUAUCUCUGCGCCUGCGUCGAGGGAACCUGCUGGGUGGUUGGAAAUAUUCAAGCUUCUCUGGCUUCCUCAUUUUCCCACUCUGAGGACUCAAGCCUUUCAAGGAUGGAAACCUAGCCCCUGAUCUUUGCCCUCUGCCCUCUGCCCCAGAAGUAUUGUCUUUAAGGCAGGAGAGAGAUGCCCUCUGGCUGCAUUUUUAUUCCACUUGCUUGCAUGGGACCCUGUGCCCGACAUCCAAGGUGAAGAGUAGAGCUCUGGUGUCUCAGGACCUGCCCUUCUUACUCCACCCCCACAAUUGCACCCCCCCCCCCCCCAGCCUCCCACUGCAUCUCCUGCCUGCAGUCCUCAGAUCAGGGCAGGGUUUGGCAGCUAGGGAGACCUGUGCUACUUUGCAGACUCUGCUCUCUCUGUCCCCCCCCCCCCCAACCCUGCUUCCUGCUUGGUGCUAUUUGGGAACAGGUGGUUCAGGUGAGCCUGACAGGCCCCUGCAUGGGACCAGAUGGACCAGCCUCAGCAUACCCAGCAGGCUCCUUCCUGUGAGGAGUGCCAGCAUCACAGAGCUCAGCCAUUGCAGUCAGAAGCUGAGCCAGCACUGUGUGGGCCAGGGCAGGAGGGAGGUUCAGCCACUAGCAGAAGUGUAGGGAGGGCGGCAGGGCAGCCGAGAGCCCGUGACUGCAACAGGAAGGGGGCAUGCACCCAGGCUGAACACAGUACACACUUUUCGUGUACAGCGGGGCAGCCAGCAGACGGUGAACCCAGGCAUCUAUUUGUGGCAGAUCCCAAAUGGACUCUGGCCCUCACCUCUCCACCCAAGACAUGGGGUGUGUAUGUUUGCUUUGGCCGAGAGCAGGUAUACAGAGCUUCUUUUGGCAGCUGGAGAUAGAGGUAGGUCACACGCAGGCCGUGGUAGGUCUGCAGGCAUGGAACACAUCAGUGACUGUAGCUGCCUCCUAGAACUGCUCCACCUUUAUAGUCUGAAGUUCGAUCACUUCAGGCUCUGACCACCACCUCCCUCCUCCCAGCUCUCUCAUUGACCUUCACUGUACCUAUUUCACACAUCCCAUAACCUCUCUUCUUUCUCCUGAUUUAUGGCAUCUUAUCCUCCUUCUCAGACUUCCUGUUACCUUGGAUUCCAUGGUGCAUCCCUUCAACCACUCUCCUGCCAGUAUGAUAAACUUUGUCUCACCUCUCUGUCCCAUUGGCCCAGCAUGGAUGACUCUAUCAGUAAAGUAAUUAGAGAAUGAUGGUCAGUGAGAUCGUAUAGGAUCACUAAAGAGAGAAGAUGCUGUUACAGCUAGGUUCAGGGAUUACAGGAUACAAGGAGAUAUGUUGCAGAGACAAUAAAUGUAAAAUUGUAUGUUAAAGUCAAAUAAAAAAGGAUUUGGUAGUGCUUGAGUUAAAUAGGAAAUACCAAUGUGAAUUUGUGGUUUUCAAAAGAAAUUACUUUUUCAAACUUUAUCACUAAAGUAGCAUAAAACAACAUCAGGGAAAAAUCUGAUGUGCAUUCUUAGCACCUGGAUCUUUGCCUCAAAUAUUAUUCACCUUUAAAGGGAUUCAGGCUCCCUCAGAGAAUAGUUCCAUGCCAUGAACAACUCUAGGCCUCAAAUAUAUUGGUGAAGACAAAAAGCAAAGGUUUGUUUUUUUUUUAAUGUAUAGGGUAGAUCUAUGAAGGCAGAGGAGCAAAUUUUAAUAGGCUUCCACAAAUUGACUUUUGUGACAUUUGUGACAAUUUGAUCAUCAAAAGGAAAAUAAUAUAGUUAAUUGGAACAAGGUGAAUUUUUAAAAUCCACAACUCUGUUGUGAAUUUCAAAAAGAAAAAAAGCAACUAUACAAUGUACAAAAAUGUAGUUAAUAUACUGAGUUGAAGAACUAUGACCAUAAUAGGAUAUUUUUAGUUAAUUUUGAUAAGUAGAAGAAUAUAAAUAUAGCAGAUAUUAUAAGGCACAUUUAUUUUUCUUAUCUGCAUAAGUAGGGAUGGGUGGCUCAAGAGAGCUCGGAGUAAUUCCAGAAAAAAUUGGAACUGUACCAAAAAUGAAAGAGAUUGAUUGGCACCAUCUGGUCAUAUAUUACAACUAGGAAGGAAGAAAUUCCAGCAGUGUGUUACAUGAUGAUGAAUUAGUCAAACAUCCAAAGGAUAACUGCUCACUGCUCAAACAUGAUCCUUCAUUUCUUGGGAAAGAAAGCCUCUAUACUGCCCUAAUUAUAAUCAGAUUACAGUAACAAUAAAACCCAAAAUAAUACUGGCUUAAAUGAAAUGGUAGAUUAUUUCUGUCUCACAUAGAAGAAUCUGCAAAUAAAGAGUCCAGGAGUGGAUGGUAGUUUUAUGAGCAUCACAGCCCAGUUUCCUUUCUUAAUGUUCUACCACCUUUAGCAUUUCACCUUCUGACCCAAGGUGGCUCCUUGAGCUCCAGCCAUUACAUCAGCCUUACAGUCCCCAGGAAGGAGGAAGGAAGGACACACCCAUUUCCUUUCAAAGAAUCUUUCUGAGAGGUUCAUCCAACAAUUCUGAUUGCAUCUCAUUGGCUAGAAUUUUGUCAUAUAUGUCUACAUUGGGUACGGGUGGGAAGGCUAGAAAAUAAGUCCUUAUUCCAGGCAGCCAUGUCCAGCUAAAUGUCAGGAGUUAUGUAAUAAGAAAGAAGGGGAAAUUGGAUAUUGGGGAAAACAACAAUAUUGGGGUAGUUUGUAAAAAUGUGAAUUGAGCUAAAUAAAUUUAUAAAUGAUGUCAGUAAAGUUAUUGUAUUAGUUUUCUAUUGCCCUGUAACAACUACCACAAAGUUAGUGUCUUAACACAACUUUGACUUAUUAUCUCACAGUUUCUAUAGGUCAGAAGUCCAGCAAAGCAUGACUGGAUUCUCUGCUCGGGGUUUCAUUAGGUCAUGUAGGCAGGGCUGCCAUCUUUACUUAACUGAAAGAAUCCAUUCCCAAGCUCGUUUAGAAUUCAGUUCCUCAUAGUUGCAGGAUUAAGUUUCCUACCCAUCAAUCUUUGGGCCAACAAGGUCAGGCCAAGUACUUCUCACAGUACUUCUCUGACCUACCCUUAGGUUAUGUCUCUGACUUUAAAAAUUCUCUAAUUAUAAUGGCUCAUAUGAUUAGAUUGGGCCCACACAGAUAAUCCAGGAAAUCUCUCUAUUUUAAGACCUUUAACUUUAAUUACAUAGAAAAUGUCCCUUUACCGUUAAACGCAGGAGGUUUGGGUUUUGGGACAUUUGCAUAUUAUAAUCAUUAAAGAUGAAAUAAUUUAAAGAGAAAGUAUCCAGUCACAAUACACUAAUUCGUGGGAAAAGUGUGGACUUGAAAAGUUCCAGUAAUGUAUAACAUAAACACUGGCUCAUAUUUUCAUCAUCUUAGAAGUUCAAGUAGUUCCCAGGUCCCAACCAAGAAUUCAUAAUUAAUUAUAAUAAUUAAUAAUUUGAUUAACAAUUCAAAACAUCGUCUCACUGAGAUAAUAUUCUUCUAUUGGAUAUCUAAAUUCAAUAAUUGGUCUGAAUUGAGAUAAUGUCCUUCUCUUGGGUUUACAAACCCAUUUUUAUAACGAGUAUAAGUGUAAAAAAGUUUAUAAUCCUUAUAAGAUACAUGUGUUUUACCAAAAUGUUUGAAACAUGUAGAGAAGCUGACAUAUUAUAAUGAUGAUUCUACUGAAAUGUGUAGGAAGAUUUAAAUUUGUGAUCAAUGUUUAGAUAAUUUGAUUUGCAAAAUGUGUAGAUUUUGACUUGGUUAUAUAAAUAGUGUUUAAAUAUAUAGACAAUUUUUGCAUAAGUAGUUUUGUGAAGUAAAUAAAUUAGACAA
This is a messenger RNA of Bubalus bubalis (water buffalo), 5075 nucleotides long. RefSeq names its product cerebellin 3 precursor (gene CBLN3). The record is from RefSeq and is a predicted model, not a curated record. The transcript has 3 exons. Gene Ontology annotation, molecular function: protein binding. The coding region runs from base 758 to 1375 and encodes 205 amino acids. NCBI's taxonomy places the organism in Eukaryota, Metazoa, Chordata, Mammalia, Artiodactyla, Bovidae.